Messenger RNA from Bolinopsis microptera, 3545 nucleotides. RefSeq lists its product as uncharacterized. Bases 59 to 2938 code for a protein of 959 amino acids. The record is from RefSeq and is a predicted model, not a curated record. Lineage: Eukaryota; Metazoa; Ctenophora; Tentaculata; Lobata; Bolinopsidae. The transcript has 5 exons. Gene Ontology annotation, molecular function: cysteine-type endopeptidase activity. Gene Ontology annotation, cellular component: lysosome.
CCAGCCUUACUCGAAUCUUGUACUGAUUCAACAUUCAUUAUCUUUUCCUCUCAUUGCAAUGAAGUGUUGUUUUGCUCUACUUUAUUUAGGUUUGCUCCAGUUCCUGCCCGAAGUGAGUACUGGACUGAGUGGACGGUACACGUUUCAAGACAAUCAGGGGGGUACCUUCAUAGUCAGAACCAACAACAAAAUAAGUAAGAAGUUAAAGAAGAAAAUAGCAGCUCUGGAUGGCGUAGCGGCUUGGAAUGAGUUUAACAAACUUUAUGGACCGAGACUGAAGAGCGCCAGAUUGCUUGUUUCGGCUGAUCAAAAAACACAGCGUAAAGAGCAAAAGAAAGAAAAGAGGAAUUUUCUGAGAAGUCUGAAUGAGGUUAAGAUACACAACAUUGAAUACAAAAGCGGAGACAGCAAGUACGAAACAACAAUGAAUCUCUUCUCUACAAUGGAUACCUGGGAAAAGGAGAAAUACCUUGGUCUCGACAAAAAUAUUAGUCGAGAGGAAAUACCAGAUGAGUUGGAACUGCCAGAUGGGUUGGAAGCCUGUAGGAACAGAUACACUUCAACGAGAUGCCAAACCAUUAAACUUAACGGCCAAUGUGAUGAAAAUGGGGAACAAUGUGAGCUGACAUGCGGUAGAUGUGGUGAAUUUAAGCUUCCGGAAACCCUUGACUGGAACGCGCGAGGUUAUGUCACUUCAGUGAAGGAUCAGAUGAGUUGUGGGUCAUGUUGGACUUACAGUGCUGCGAGUGUGAUGGAGUGGAUCUAUAAGAAAACUACAGGAAAAUUGAUGCAGCUCUCCGUGCAAGAAUUAUUGGAUUGUACAUAUGAUGCGUAUGAUGCGUAUGAUGGCUGCAAAGGUGGGUUCCCGGAAGAUGCUUGGACGUAUGUAAGAGAUAACAGUCGGCUAGCAAGCAGCAGUAAAUACCCAUAUGCCAACUCCGACGGUGAAUGCAACAUAUUAGCUGUAGGUACAAUGGAACAUAAUUUCGGAAACGAAAUAGAGGGAAAGUUCCAAGUAGGAAAUCCUGUGUUACUCCCACCAAACCUGGACGGGUUAGUGAAAGAGGCGGUUAACACCAUGGUACUAACCGUAGCUAUCUACGUUUCCAAGGACACUAACAGCGGCUUCUUCCAGCUGAACGAGGGAAUAUUCGACAGCUUUGUCGACUGCCCAGCAGGAAGCUCCCCAAAUCAUGUAAUCGCCCUGGUUGGCUACGGUCCUGACUACUGGGAAAUAAAGAACUCGUGGGGUGUUGACUGGGGAGAUAACGGGUUUGGAAAGUUACUGAGAGGGCAGGGUAUCAACAUGUGUGGUAUUCUGAACAACGUGGCGUACGUGGGCUACACAGACUUGAACCAUAGUGACGGAGAGUCUGAUUUCUCAAGAGAAGCAGUUGUGGAGGAGGAGGCUGAUGUUGAUGACUGUUUUGAUGAUCCUGAGUAUGCUGGUGCGGGUAUGUGUCCAUAUUGGGCUGCUGAAAGCUACUGCACUGCAGGAGAUUAUGUUAGCUGGAUGGCUGAUAAUUGUCAGAGGUCUUGUAAGCUGUGUGCUGAGAGCUGUGAUCCUGGUUACUUUCUAGCUCCAGGCACCAGCUCAAACUGCCAGAUUUGUCCAGCGAACAGCUACAAUAACUUAUCCCGGGCAAGGUCCUGCACGCUGUGUUCUGCAGGUUCCUGGUCUCUAUCAGGAGCUAGCUCCUCAGACAACUGCACCGAGUGCCAGCCCGGCACUCACCUAUCUCCAGAUAGCAACAGGUGUGAGACUUGUCCCAUUGACGCUUACUCCAACUACGGUGCUACCACCUGCACGGAGUGUCCAGAAGGUUCUAGAUCUGCUGCAGGAUCUACUGAUGAUUCUGAUUGUAUUAUUCCUCCGGAAGAUUGUUCAGAUGCACUUCCAGAGUCAAAGUGCCAUGAGUUUAUGAAGGCUGGAAAUUGUGUCGGAGGAAAGCACGUGACUACAGCAAACUGGGGCUGCAAGAAGACUUGUGCUUUCUGUCAAGUAGUAGAAGUGUGCGAGAAUAAGUAUGAAAGUGAUUCAAUAUGCGACGAGUGGGCAGGACUAGGCUACUGUGACGAUGGUCAGUACGAAGAAUGGAUGGAAGAAAACUGCACAAAGUCAUGUGGGCUUUGUGAGGUUGAGGAAUGUGUGGACCUAGAGCAAGAUUGUUCUGCUUGGGCAUCAUAUGGCUACUGUAUUGAGUCUAGUGAGUACCACCCAUACAUGGCAGCUCAUUGCAGCAGGUCAUGUGAGUUUUGCACUGCUGAGGAAUCAGCAGCGUGCACCUACCAACCAGACAGUCACCAGUACUGCACUACAUGGAAGGAGCAAGGCUAUUGUGCAUCCUCCACUUACAUUGAGUUCAUGACACAGCAGUGUUCAACUUCCUGCCAACUGUGUCCUGAUCAAACUGACACCCACGGAACAGUGCCCGUUUGCAAAGCUGAUGACCCCACACAAUCCUGUGAUUACUACGCUAAGCUGGGGUACUGUAGGUCCUCCUGGAGCAACUACAUGGAAACAUACUGCGCCACAACAUGUGGCUCCCAAUGUGCUGGAUCCUGCAGGGACAACAACCAAUACUGCAUGAACUGGGCAACACAAGGCCAGUGUGAGUCAAACCCUUACUACAUGAACGUGAACUGCAAGUCUUCCUGUAACAAGUGCUAUGAGAACUCUGUGAGCGAGGUUAGAGGAGUUCCCGGAUGUCAGGAUAAGAAUGAGUACUGUGUGGUGUGGGCAAGCCAGGGCUACUGCACCAGCAACAGGGCUUACAUGGCCGGGAGUUGCGCGCUCAGUUGUAAUACCUGCAUAGAGAAAGGAAACUGUGAGGAUAGUCAUAGCCACUGUGAGGAUUGGGCCACUAUUGGGGAGUGCCAGAGAAACAGUGCGUAUAUGCUGGAGAACUGUAAAAGUAGCUGUAACGCUUGUGAUUGAGUUAGCAGUGGUACUGCAAAGAUAAGCUCCACCUGUGUGGAUUAUGACAGUAUGUGUCGAAGUUGGGCUGCUCAAGGUUAUUGUCAUAAAAGAGGCUAUAUGUAUAAAAGCUUCUGUAGAAAGUCCUGUGGGCUGUGACCAAUGCUAAAAGGACCCUUGAAGCUCUUGACAUUAUUUUACAAUAAAACUACUACUAGUCUUAUUUAGACUGGCUGGUUUAAAUAUUAUACAUUUUAAAUAUACAGUUAUGAUUUAACUAGUAUUUAUCAGUUAUCAAAUAAAAAGAUAAAUCAACAAUUAUCGACUUUAUAUCGACCAGGGCUUUAAUCAAGUUUAUUUGCUGCACAAAAGGACAGUACGACUUAUUCAUUUUUUCCGCGAUUUUGACUUCCAGUAACCAAAAACUGCUGUUCCAACUUUAUCAAAGGCUGGUAACCUACUACUACGUAGCUAGAAGGAAGUUAUUUUAGAAAACGAUCGAGUACCAAAUCUUUAUUAACUAAGACAAACAAUUCACAUAUUAAAUAAACAAUUUCAAACGGACAGCUUACCAGUUUAACGAUACGUUUUUCUUGUAAAUAAAUUUUAAUUUUAAUUAAAAUCAUUU